Molecule: messenger RNA, 3921 nt
Organism: Scatophagus argus
Lineage: Eukaryota; Metazoa; Chordata; Actinopteri; Scatophagidae
Gene: inhbb
Product: inhibin subunit beta B
Exons: 2
Coding region: 1118-2335 (405 amino acids)
Biological process (GO): SMAD protein signal transduction; BMP signaling pathway
Cellular component (GO): extracellular region
Molecular function (GO): growth factor activity; cytokine activity
Source: RefSeq, a predicted model, not a curated record
UAUUUGUUAAUCAGCAUUAUAACGGGCCACCGUAAAAAGAAGUUCCAACAUCUAUUUAUUCGUUCAACCAGAUUUAAUUUAAUGCUCUCAUAUUAUUCCCGCCUUCACGUCGUACCUUAUAAUAUACUUGAAGUGUUUAAAUUUUAGGUUUUUCACAGCCUGAGUGCUGAUUUACCUGAAGAGAACGAAAGGGGUCCGUGAAGGUUUUACUGUUAGUCUCGAUCUAGUUUGAAUAAACGUCACUCAAAGUUUGAUUUGUAUGGAAGCUGUGGAUCACAGUGACACAAGCUGCCGCAGGCUGCGCUUCAGGACUUGUGCUCUUCAGCCUUUUUCUCUAUAGGGGAAAGAAUUACGCAACCUUUCCGCGGCCGGCGCGUUACCAUAAUAAAACCCUGUUCCAUCGGUGAUCCAGCUCUGGGGACGUAGUAGUCUAAUAAUCUUAAUCUUGCGCCCAGUUGGUGGAAAUCCCCACGUGGUUUCGACUCCUGUAUAAAAACUUUGGGUGUGCGGAGCCCCUGUUGUCGUGAUUGCAAAGAGAGAAAAGGGUCUCAGUGUGAGCAGCAUCUCGCAGGACGCACGGAGCCGACCGUCCACAGCCGCGCACGGUACCCGAGCGCACGUACAAAAGACGCGGGACUCGGCGAGAGUUGUUGUUCUCAUCGGGACUGCAGCUGCAGCAGUGGACUUUCUGCGUGUUGUUUGAAUGGGAAAGAGCGGACUGAACGCUUGUGGAGUUUUUGAUUGAGACCAAAGGGCGAGGUAACCGACUCGUCCUCGUUUGCGUUGGUAGACUCUGAGAACAGAACGUGGCAUGACAGAAGCGCGUCAGCAAUCAAAAGUCCAGAGAUGAACUUUUAUUUUGCGCAGAAAGAAGGCGUAUUGCUGGAUAACAAGCCCAAUGCAGAAUGACUGGAGUUAACUAGCCUCGGCUGCACUCUUGUUUGACUGGGAAUAUAAAGAUUUCGCUUCCAUGGAUACUUUGAGGCGUCUCGCUUUUGGAGCACAAGAGGAUGUUCUACCGGAAUUUGUCAAUUAAAUUUAGCUUUAACAUCAGUGUGUGUAUUUAACAUAUUCAGCCUUCUCUUCCAUAGUAUUUGGACUUUAAUCUUUAGAAACAAUGAGCACAUACGGCCUGGUUUUGUCCUGUUUAUUUGCGUGCGUUCUCUCCGUGCGCUGCGGCUCGGUGACCGGGGCAGAGACUCAGAGCUCGCCCCAGGAGUCGUGCGCGUCCUGCGGCUUCAGGGCGCCUGAUCAGUCGGAGCGGGUGAACAUAGACUUCUUGGAGGCGGUGAAGAGACACAUACUGAACCGGCUGCAGAUGAGAGACAGACCCAACAUCACCCAUCCCAUCCCGAAGGCUGCGAUGGUGACGGCGCUGAGGAGGCUGCACGCCGGGAAGGUGCGAGAGGACGGCCGGGUGGAGAUCCCCAGCUUUGACGGACAGGCUGCGUUCAACAACGAGGUCCAAGCCGAGACUUCUGAGAUCAUCAGCUUCGCCGAAUCAGAUGAGCACACAUCCACCAAGUCUGGUCUCUACUUCCUCGUCUCCAAUGAGGGCAACCAGAACCUGUAUGUGUCCCAGGCAAACCUGUGGCUCUACUUCCGAGUGCUGCCUGCCGGUCCUGAGAAGGGCCUCCGGAGGAAGGUGACUGUCAAGAUCCACUACCAGGAGGCAGGAGCUGCCAGUGGUGCAGAGGGAGGCCCAGGAGGUGGUGGUGGUGGUGGAGGGGGAACAGGCCGCUGGGCCCUGGUGGAGAAGCGGGUGGAUCUGAAGCGCAGUGGCUGGCAUACCUUCCCCCUUUCGGAGGCGGUGCGGGCUGUGUUCGGGAAAGGCAGCCGACGGCAGGACCUGGAGGUGCACUGCGAGGGCUGUGAGACAGCCGGCGUGGCUCCGGUGCUGGUGGACCCAGGAGACCCGUCCCACCGGCCCUUCCUGGUGGUGCGUGCGCGACAGGCGGACGGAAAGCACCGCAUUCGCAAGCGGGGGCUGGAGUGCGACGGCACGAGCGGCGGCCUUUGCUGCCGGCAGCAAUUUUACAUAGACUUCCGCCUUAUUGGCUGGAACGACUGGAUCAUUGCACCUGCUGGUUAUUACGGCAACUACUGUGAGGGCAGCUGCCCGGCCUACAUGGCGGGUGUGCCGGGCUCGGCCUCGUCCUUCCACACUGCAGUCGUUAACCAGUACCGCAUGAGAGGUAUGAGCCCAGGCUCGGUCAACUCCUGCUGCAUCCCCACCAAGCUCAGUACUAUGUCCAUGCUCUACUUUGACGAUGAAUACAACAUCGUUAAGAGGGACGUGCCCAACAUGAUCGUGGAGGAGUGUGGCUGUGCUUGAGCCCACGCUGACCCUUCGUUACCUUUGAACUUGGAACAGUCAGAAAGGCCUUUUGUACAAACAGGACGUUGUUGAACGGUACACAUAUACAAUAUAUCUAUAGCUACUGUAUGUGCAAGCAACAGUGCACACUGGUACAAUCUACCAAGUAUCAGUGCUGUGUCCAUGUGUGUGUGCGAAUGUGUGUAUUUAUCAGAGUGACAUGCUUGCUGUCCGUUCGGCGACGACUGGCCAGCGUUGGGACGAGAAGGGAACGAAUCUCACCAAAUGAUACUUUGCUCUAGUUUGCCAUUUCUAGUCAAAAAUAAUGGCUCAUCAUCUCCUCUUGAAUGAAGAUAACAAGCGCUUAAGUAAAGUGACAGGAUCAGCCGAUGACAUUAUUGGCUUCAGCCUCCCAACCCCGCUCCUCCAACCCUCUUAAGUACUUUAAGCACAUGAUAGACUUUUGUUUUUAUAAAGCACUGACAAUUCAUCAGCUUAUACAAUUCAGAACACCAGCACUUCCCUACAAUGCCGACAGACACAGUCUGACUGUCCUCUCUGGUGGAAUUAGACCGGCAGCGCUUAAUGCCUUGCAGGAUUAAACCCUCCGCAGAAAGGCAAAAGAAAGCCCGGGACAGAGCUGCCUCUGCUGUCGUUGUCGUUCUUGCUGUUGACUACGGGCCUCAACGUCCUGCCUAAGAGUGCUGCAGGCCCUGCUGCCAUGACAACCAGGUGAAGAUUGAUCGCGUAAGUGCACUUCACUUGUGCACCGGGAGCAACACAGAGAGAGAGAACUGCUUCCUCCUGCCCCCUAAAGGCCCAGUUGAAGUGGGGCCUGCGGAUGUGGAGACUCUAGUUUUGGCCCAGUGGGUCGCCACAGUGCAGUGCAGCACUUGCAGAAACUGAAAUGCACAUCCUGAAUAGCACUUGUAUAAAGAAAUGCCUUUCAAGGGGUACUGAGUGUCCUGUCAUAUCGCUUAAUAAGUGCCACAUGAGCUAUGCAAUGUAUAGUAACCUAUACCCAUACUCAACCUGCUCUAUUAGACUGAAUUCUCUUUCCAUCUUUGUCUUUCUCUCUCCUUCUUUCUCUCUUCAGUCCUCGACUCUUUAUCAAUACUUGAAAUGUAAUCUUUCGCCUCCUUUCCAAAGCGAAUGAUUGUUGUGACAUUUGCACUGAAAAGUUGCGGGAUUAGCGAAACAAAAAACUGCCAUUGAAAAGUUAUUUUUAUAGAAGUAAAUUGAAUUUUGUUUCAAAUGUAUUUUACCUAAUUAAUGGAACCAAAGAGGCCGAGAUUUUAGCUAUUGUACUAAGAUGGCAACGCCAUUGAGUUACUGUGUACAAUACUGUUUUCGAUCAUUUGCAAUAGGCCUACCACUGCAUCAGGGUACGAUAUAUGAAUUGAUUUCUUAGCUCUAUUUUCAUUCUCUGUUUUGUACAAUAAGCAACACUUCAUUUUUCAUCUUUAAUUCUAUUUUUGUUUCAGUUUUCUAUUUAAUAAGAAAGUUAUUUUUAGUUCCUGUCUAAGAAUCAUCUAGUCAAAUAAAUGUCAUCUGUACAGUUUAUGUAAAAUAAAAUGUUUUCUUAAAUAUUUUGUAACUUUAAA